Chelonoidis abingdonii (Abingdon island giant tortoise) is the source of this 1673-nucleotide messenger RNA. The record is from RefSeq and is a predicted model, not a curated record. NCBI's taxonomy places the organism in Eukaryota, Metazoa, Chordata, Testudines, Testudinidae.
AAAUAUUAUGAGAAAAAGAUGUUUCUGAAGCAUUUCCAGACCAAAACCCCAUAAUAUCUAUUCUGUCAUUACCUGAGGGAUACAAGAGGAAAAAAAGCUGAGGGGGAAAAAGGAGAAAAUGUAGAUCUACUAAUUGCAUGCUAUUCACCUGGGCUAUAGAAGUGGACUAAGAAAUUUAAUAAUGUUAAGCAUCAUCUCCAUUGAUUUUUUGCAAGUACUGCAUUCAGAGAAGAUCUCUUCCAAUUUAGAUUUCCAGAUACUUUGACUUUGAGCUCUAACAACUUUAUAACCUCCUCAAAGCCCCUCAUAAAUGCAUUGCAAUGGUCACAUGAACAUUUGGGGCAUGGUACCAGCACCAUUUUUUGUCCUCUCUGCUAUGGCACUUUAAGAGGAUAAAGCCAAAAACUUUUUUUUAAAUGAAAGUAUUCCAAAAAAUGAAUCUUAUUAUGAAACUUCAUAGAAGUUUCAGAACAGUGGUAAUUCUCUUAACCACCUUCUGUUUAGUAAGCAUAGUCAUUUCCGCCUAUUACUUAUAUACAGGCUACAAGCAGGAGAUGACCCUAACUGAAACCACUGGAGAAGCAGAAUGUGAGGGCCUUAAACUUUUACCAUACAGGUCCAUGGAGCUGAAGACUGCUAAGCCGAUGGAUCCAUCUAAUACUGAUCCUAUUGUCUUGCUAUUUGUGGACAGCCAGUACUCCCAGCUUGGACAAGAUAUCAUAGCCAUCCUUGAGUCUAGUCGAUUCCAGUACCAUAUGGUGAUUGCACCUGGAAAAGGUGACAUUCCUCCUCUUACAGAUAGCGGCAAAGGGAAAUAUAUGCUUGUUAUAUACGAGAAUAUUUUGAAGUAUGUGUCCAUGGACUCAUGGAAUAUAGAGCUUCUGGAAAAAUAUUGUGUGGAAUACAGUGUUAGCAUAAUUGGUUUUCAUAAAGCCAAUGAGAACAGCUCACCAAGUAUUAAAUUAAAAGGAUUUCCACUAGACCUUUACAAUAAUGUUGCCCUCAAAGAUUGCUUUGUAAACUCUCAAUCUCCUCUACUGCACAUUACCAAAGCACCAAGGGUUGAGAAAGGCCCACUACCUGGGGAAGACUGGACGGUUUUCUUAUUUAAUCACUCCACCUACCAACCUGUGCUUUUAACUGAAUUACAGACUUCCAGAUCCUUCCCAACAUCAUUGCCUAAGGCUCCACUGUAUGCUACAGUGAUCCAGGACUUGGGGCUUCAUGAUGGGAUUCAGAGAGUCCUUUUUGGAAACAACUUGACCUUUUGGCUACACAAGUUGAUCUUUAUAGAUGCCAUCUCUUUCUUGACGGGGAAGAAGCUCGCAUUGUCCUUGGAUAGGUACAUUCUUGUCGAUAUAGAUGACAUCUUUGUUGGAAAGGAGGGAACAAGAAUGAACAUCCAGGAUGUGAAGGUAAGCCAAGAACUGGGGAUGGCGUCUCAAAUAAAUGACUCAAAUCACAAAUAUAUCUGGAGAGAGAUAGAGAAAGACCAAAGGAGGCCUGGAAGGACUCAGUCUCAUAGUAAUGCAACCAAGUUACAAAUAAAUUCAACAGGGUUUGAAAGCACAAUCAGAAUUUUGUUACAUUUUGUAUUGUUGGAACUGGUUGAAAGUGGCUGUCCCCCACUCACCUGCACAGCUAUGCAUGCUCAAAUAUACUCUCACGCAUAA